Molecule: messenger RNA, 2169 nt
Organism: Protopterus annectens (West African lungfish)
Lineage: Eukaryota; Metazoa; Chordata; Ceratodontiformes; Protopteridae
Gene: TES
Product: testin LIM domain protein
Exons: 7
Coding region: 192-1460 (422 amino acids)
Molecular function (GO): zinc ion binding
Source: RefSeq, a predicted model, not a curated record
CUUGAAAGAGGCUGUGUUUUGUUGGUCUGCGAUGAGCACAGAGGAACACAAUUUAAUUCAGGAGAGCGGAAGUUAGGGUGUUAUUUUGUAUCAGGGUUAACCUGAAACAGUUAGGCUGACCCGACUCCUGCGGCUAGCGGUGUUGCUUAGUCUCCUAAUUAUACCGGAAAAGAGCCAUUUGCGGUUUCAUCAUGGACUUGGAAAACAAAGUGAAAAAGAUGACUUUAGGGCAUGAGAUGGGAUCUGGCGCCCCCUGUCUGAAAUGCAAGGAUAAGUGUGAAGGAUUUGAGCUUCAUUUCUGGAGGAAAAUCUGUAGAAACUGCAAGUGUGGUUUAGAAGAGCAUGAAGUCGCAGGUAAUACAGAAGAAGACCGAAAAGUGGGGAAGCUGUUUGAAGACACAAAGUAUACAGGUCUUAUUGCAAAACUUAAGACAGAUGGCAUUCCAAUGUAUAAACGCAAUGUGAUGAUAAUGACUAGUCCAGUGGCAGCUAAAAAGGAUGUGUCAAUUUCCACUGUAACUUAUGAAUGGGCACCCCCUGUUCCACAGAAGGCCUUGGCUAUGCGCUAUAUGGAGAUGUUACCAAAAGAGAUGCAGCCAGUGGCUGGUUCAGAAGGUGCCCAGUACAGGAAGAAACAGUUGGCCAAGCAGCUGCCUGCUCAUGAUCAGGACCCCACAAAAUGCCAUGAGUUGUCUCCAAAUGAAGUGAAACAAAUGGAACAGUUUGUGAAAAAGUACAAGGACGAAGUCCUUGGUGUAGGAGACAUCAAGUUACCUGAUGAGGUGCUACCAAAGGACAAGGAGCAAGUCAACAUCAGCACGAGUGCCAAGUUAGCACCAGCAGCUGUUGCAACUGUGGGCGAGAAAGCAGCAGCUCAGAAAGGAUCCAGAUAUUCUUGCCAUCACUGUAAACUGAAUAUGCAAGAAGGUGAUCCAGCGGUGUAUGCGGAACGUGCUGGCUAUGACAAACUUUGGCACCCUGCCUGUUUCGUGUGCUUCAUCUGUAAUGAACUACUGGUUGAUCUGAUAUACUUCUGGAAGGAUGAGAAACUGUUCUGUGGCAGACACUACUGUGACAGUGAGAAACCCCGAUGUGCUGGCUGUGACGAGCUUAUAUUCAGCAAUGAAUACACUCAAGCUGAAGGCCAGAACUGGCAUCUGAAACAUUUCUGCUGUUUUGACUGUGACUGCAUCCUGGCUGGUGAAAUUUAUGUUAUGGUGGACAACAAACCUAUCUGCAAACCCUGUUAUGUGAAGACUCAUGCAGUGAUUUGCCAAGGAUGCCAGAAUGCCGUAGACCCUGAAAUGCAGCGGGUUACCUACAACAACUACAACUGGCAUGCUGCCCCUGAGUGUUUCCAAUGUUCCUGCUGCAGUAAAUGCCUCGUUGGGCAGAAGUUCAUGCCAGUAGAAGGAAUGCUGUUCUGCUCAGUGGAAUGCAAGAAGAAGAUGAAAACUUAAAUGCAAAAUGUUUGCUCAGUAUGCAGUUUGUUAAAGCAGACUGCAGUAUUUUGUGAUCCUACUGUAAAAUGUGAGAUUACUAUUCUGUGGGAAAAGAGAAGUGAGUAAUUUAUCACCUAAGAUGUUGGGGUGAGGUUAUGCAGAAUUGUUGUCAGUGCUAAAAUUCUUGCAUUUUCAUGUUUAACGCUUUAGUUACUGGGGUUACCAUAAUGCUUUACUUUGCCAUUUUACUUAAAUAGUGUAACAAAUUCAGUCCUGAAGCACAACUAAAACAUUUAUGUGGACUUUUAUUUUUAACUUUAUGGUCUCAUUUUCCAUUUAUAAUGUACGACUUGCACGGGAUUCGUCUUGUAGCUCGUGUAUGAUGGCAGACUAGUAGCAGUCACUUACUUUUCAUUUAUUAAGAAUGUGCGAUUAAACAUAGUACAAGGAGCAGGAUCAAUGGAAUAAAACGUCUGCAGUAUUGAGAAAUGCCAGAUUGUGUUUGGCCCACUUCAGUAAGUAUUGAUAAUCUCACCGCUGCUUUAUUUCAUUAGUAGGCAUAGGAGACUAAAAGGAUCACAGUUCUACUUUUAGCUUUGCACUGAUUUUUUUUAAUUGCAAAUAUUUUUUUGUAAAGAAAUUGUCUUCUAGGCAGCCUUUCAGCUUUUGUAUGCAUAAAACUGUACAACUCAGAAUAAAAUAAAGUGAUUGCUUUUUCCUCUCGUAA